UCGAAUCAGCUUUAUAAAAAGAACCUUCAUUCAGUAUUUUGUUAUCGGAUUUUAACAAUAACAGUAACAUAAGUUACAUCCAAUUAACAUAUAAAAAACAUCACAUAGUAAUUACUUUAAAACAGAUGAUGUAUAUGUAUAAAAAUAAUUCAACGUUUACCUGUGCCAAAUAUAAUCCACAUAGUUUCUACAUAAAUGAAUGUUCAGGAAAGCGUGAAAUGUUGUUUAAUAAAAUCAUUCAAGAAAGGUGUCAUACAAAAUGGGUAAGUAUGAUUUUGAAAUAGACAAAUAUUAAGUACUCUCUUAUUAAACAUCAUUCUCCUGAUAACGGGAAGUGGUUUGAAAUUUAGGUUAACACACAGUGACUGCAAAUAAGAUGUUAAUAAUAUUCAUAUGAUGAUGAUGAUAAUGAUAAUGAUGAUGUUGAUGAUGAUAUAGGUGUUGGUGAUGGUAGUACUGGUGAUUUUGAUGAUGUAGAUGAUGAUGAUGGUGGUAGUAUGUGCUGGUGGUGAUGAUGAUGACGAUGAUGGUGGUGGUGGUGAUGAUGAUGAUGAUGCGGAUGAUGAUGAUGAUGAUAAUGGUGGUAUUGAUGAUUAUGAUGAUGACAACGAUGAUUCUGAUACUGAUAGUGAUGAUGGUACUGGUGAGUUUGAUGAUCACGAUGAUGAUGAUGAUGAUAAUGAUUGUGAUGGUGAUAAUGAUGAUAACGAUGCUGAUGAUAAUGAUUGUGACGAUGAUACUGGUGAUUUUGAUGGUCACGAUGAUGAUGACAAUGAUUGUGAUGAUGAUAGCGGAAAUAAUGAUGAUAACAAUGAUGAUGAAAAUGGUUUUGGUGAUGAUACUAUGAUGAUGAUGAUGAUCGGGAUACAAGUAAUAGUAAUGUUUCCAAAUUGUUGGAUUCUUUUCUAAUAAAUAAAAAGUAAAGUUAGACAAAAAAUUCAAUUUCUUAAGUAGGAGAUUAAUCGACCUAGUGUUAUUUAAAGAAAUGGGAAUAAAACAAAACGUCAAACGAUCAUAUUUUAACGGUUAGUCUAAAAAAAAAUCUAACAAAUCAUUUUAAAAUUGUAUCUCAAUAAUAUAUUAUUUAAAUGUCCUUAUGUACAUGAAGCUAAUGGCAGUAAUCUUGGAUGAAAAUGUAAUGAAACUGCAAACAGUUCCUAAAACGUUUAUUUUGAUAUAUAAAACCCCUUUUUUACUGAAAUAAGCAGUUUCUAUCACAAUCGCAUCUUUUCGGUCCUUGAUAAGGUAUUUCGGUUAAAAUUAAUACAUGAAUGUAAAUAAAUAGUAAUUUAACGCUAGGAGCUACUGACUUAGUUUUGGUAAAGGUCCACGUAAAUGAGGCAAACUUAUAGAUACAAACGUAAACAGUACAUUAUUUUUAUACUUAUUAUUAUGAUAAUAGAAACUGCAAGUACAAAAUAAUGACAAUUAUUCGGAUUUGAUUAUACCUGUACAUCAAAGAGCAUCUUUAACUGACUAUGAUUGUCAGACAUAUUUUCAAUCAUCAUUUUACCGAAUCAGACUUUAUUUUUUUUUUUUGGAUGUCAAAUAUAUACAUUCGUUAUACAUUAUCGAAGAUAACAUCCUCUGUUUUUGCUAAAACCACGUGGUAAGUCCGAGGGCAUGAGAGAUAACAGCCCAGAGGAGGUUCCAAUUGUUUCUCUUUAACUAGAUAGUCCGGUCUGUACCGGUUCUGUCAGGUUCUUACAUUCUCAUUACUUCGUCAUAUGACGGUGGUAGAUCAUCAUAUCGACUUUCAAUCAAAUCUGAAGAAUGUGGGCUGGUUAUUUCUGUCACAAAAACAAUCAAUUUUGUUGUUUUUAAUUUUUCCGAGGAAUCACAUUUUCCAGAUAUUGAUUUCAUUUGAUUUUUUUUAAAUGGAUAUCAAAGAUUAACACUGUUUAAUACACUAAUAUAUCAAAUCGCCUAAAAUGUCAAUAAUUACCACAUAUUUCGCUGAUGAAAUAAAUAUCAUGAUAGACAUUCGUAAUUACAUAAUAGUUAAUAACAAUUUUGCAUUUCUUUCUAUUUUGACCACUGCUCAAAACAUUUUAUGUCCCAUGUUAGAAUCUAUAAACUAAUUGUACUUAUAGUUGAAACCGAUGUCUUUCUGAUCAGAACUGCAUAUUUUUAAUGUAUCAACUUUCAGCCAGCCCGACUCUUCUAAUAAGUCUAAACAGUUUUAAUAUAUAUUCUCAAUCUAGUAACACUAUGUCAAACAAAAACGUUGUAAGUUCACGCCAUCUUCAUACUUCACAGCCACACUAGAAUUGCACCAAGAAGGGUGCUGCAAAGAAAUGUGAUAAAAUAAUGGGGAAAAAAGGUACAAAAGUUCAUAGGCAGUGAGCAACCUAGCCAACAAUCCAAAUUCAUAUCAA
This is a messenger RNA of Ruditapes philippinarum (Manila clam), 2378 nucleotides long. RefSeq names its product prostatic spermine-binding protein-like. Bases 478 to 909 code for a protein of 143 amino acids. The record is from RefSeq and is a predicted model, not a curated record. The transcript is spliced from 2 exons. NCBI's taxonomy places the organism in Eukaryota, Metazoa, Mollusca, Bivalvia, Venerida, Veneridae.